Molecule: messenger RNA, 3224 nt
Organism: Phyllostomus discolor (pale spear-nosed bat)
Lineage: Eukaryota; Metazoa; Chordata; Mammalia; Chiroptera; Phyllostomidae
Gene: RIOX1
Product: ribosomal oxygenase 1
Exons: 1
Coding region: 28-1935 (635 amino acids)
Cellular component (GO): nucleolus
Molecular function (GO): histone H3K4 demethylase activity; histone H3K36 demethylase activity
Source: RefSeq, a predicted model, not a curated record
CGGCUGCGCUCCGAGGAGGAUCCUACGAUGGACGGGCUCCGUGGUAGUGCAGGUUUGCCGAGGCGCGGGCGGCUGAGACGCCGGCGCCAGCCACAGUCACACAGCGGGUCGGUGCUGGUCCUGCCCUUGAGGCCCAGGAAGGUCCGAAGGCAGCUGAGGCGAAGUGUUGCAUCCCGUAUGGCCGCUCUGAGGGCCCAGGCGCUACCAAGCGAUGACUCGAGGGAGGAAUCGCCUGGGGACGAUCCCCGGGACCCGCUGCCUGGUGGGCCGGCGGCCACCCCGGAUGCGGUCCGGCGAGAGCCGUACGGCCACCUCGGGCCUGCAGAGCUGCUGGAGGCCUCGCCCGCGGCCCGCUCCCAGCAAACCCCGCCGGUGCGCCUGGUGCAGGCUUCGGCGCCGCCCGCACGUCUGGGGGAGGUACCAGCCACGCCAAGCCGGGUGGUGGAGACCUCGGCCCUGCUGUGCUCGUCCCAGCACUCGGCGGCCGCCCCACCGUCUGUGGCGGCAGCGGCGCUGUCAGGGCCACAAGUGGACAGCACGGGCGGGGAGCUAGCCUGGGACUCUCCGUUACAGCGCGUCUUGGCGGAGCUUAACCGCAUCCCCAGCAGCCGGCGGCGGGCGGCGCGCCUCUUCGAGUGGCUCAUUGCACCUAUGCCACCCGAUCAUUUCUACCGGCGCCUGUGGGAGCGCGAGGCGGUGCUGGUGCGGCGGCAGGACCACACCUACUACCAGGGUCUCUUUUCUACCGCAGACCUAGACUCCAUGCUGCGCAAUGAGGAGGUGCAGUUCGGACAGCACCUGGACGCCGCGCGCUACAUCAACGGGCGGCGGGAAACCUUGAAUCCGCCCGGCCGCGCCCUACCCGCCGCCGCUUGGUCCCUGUACCAGGCUGGCUGUUCCCUGCGCCUUCUUUGUCCGCAGGCUUUUUCGACCACCGUGUGGCAGUUUUUGGCUGUGCUCCAAGAGCAAUUUGGAAGCAUGGCGGGCUCCAACGUUUACCUCACCCCCCCUAACUCGCAGGGCUUUGCUCCCCACUACGACGACAUCGAGGCUUUUGUGUUGCAGCUGGAAGGUAGGAAACUUUGGCGAGUCUACCGACCCCGGGUCCCAACUGAGGAACUGGCCCUGACAUCCAGCCCCAACUUCAGCCAGGACGACCUUGGUGAGCCAGUGCUGCAGACUGUGCUGGAACCUGGAGAUUUGCUCUAUUUUCCUCGGGGCUUCAUUCACCAAGCCGAAUGCCAGGAUGGAGUGCAUUCUCUGCACCUCACCUUGUCCACGUACCAGCGCAAUACCUGGGGUGACUUCCUAGAGGCUGUACUGCCUCUGGCAAUUCAGGCUGCAAUGGAAGAAAAUGUGGAGUUUCGUAGGGGGCUGCCCCGAGACUUCAUGGAUUACAUGGGGGCCCAGCAUUCGGAUUCUAAGGAUCCUCGAAGAACUGCUUUCAUGGAGAAGGUGCGGGUCUUGGUUGCCCGCUUGGGACACUUUGCUCCUGUCGAUGCUGUGGCUGACCAGCGAGCCAAAGACUUCAUCCAUGAUUCUCUGCCUCCUGUGUUGACUGAUAGGGAGAGGGCCCUAAGUGUUUAUGGGCUCCCAAUUCGCUGGGAAGCUGGAGAACCUGUGAACGUGGGGGCCCAGUUGACAACAGAAACAGAAGUGCACAUGCUUCAGGAUGGGGUAGCUCGGCUGGUGGGUGAAGGAGGCCAUUUAUAUCUCUAUUAUACAGUGGAAAACUCCCGUGUUUAUCAUCUGGAAGAGCCCAAGUGCUUGGAGAUAUUCCCCCAGCAAGCUGAUGCCAUGGAACUCUUGCUCCGCUCCUACCCAGAGUUUGUGAGAGUAGGGGACUUGCCCUGUGACAGUGUGGAGGACCAACUUUCUUUGGCAACCAUGUUAUAUGAUAAGGGGCUGCUACUCACCAAGAUGCCUCUUACCUGAACUAGUUUCUUGUUGAUUGCUGGAAUGGAAACAGGCAGUGAUGAUUCUCUCUUACCACCCCCACCUUUUUGGGGGGAAAAAUUCAUGUUCUUACCUUGAUUACCAUCAGUGCACUCACAUUUACCUUUAUGAUUGAUUCAAUGUCAUAAAACUCAGAUGGUUUUCCAGGAACCACCUCCUCAUCUAGGCACAAAAGUGAAAGCAGAGGUUGGAGGAGGAAAGGGGGAGUUAUUUCUACAGAAGUAACCUCGAUUCCUGAUUAUUUUGCAGUAACCACCACCCUUGGGCUUCGGUGUACUGUGUAGCCCUUGCUGUGUCACUCCGCUUGAGACAUUAGAAGUUUUUAUUUGGAAGUGUUUGCAUCCUUAAUUUGAGUACUUUUUCAUCGGUUUGGGGUGAUGGUUGGGAUUGGCAUCCUGUUUGUUAUUGAGAAUUUGUGUGAAUGUUAGAAAAGUUAUUAAAGUGCCAAAGAAUUUCCCUUUUCUAAGGCUAGAUUAUUAUGUGGCAUGGUUUAAGGGAAUGUGGUGGGUGGGGGGAGGGAAGAUAGGGAAAAUUUGUAAGGGCUGAGGUGAAAGGUAACUUGAGUGGUUGUUUGGGGCCAAUUCUAUAAGUUUAGGGGUAAUUUGUUCAUUUUAAUCAUGCUUCUUGAACCCCAAAUAACACAACCCUAUUAAAAAAGUUAUGAUAUACUAUGUUUUUAAGAGUAUGGUAUGUUUUUGCUAAGUGUUGCUUGCAUCAGUGGCUGGCACUGUCUCCUACUUCCGCUAUCUUAGGCCUUAGUAAAUCAGCUAUGUAGCAAGCUGGCCAUGAGGGAAGGCUGGUGGUCAAGUUACUUUCCACUCUCAUUUCUUUUUGGCAGUUGGAAAAAACUUCCCCAUAUCAGGCAAGUGAAUAUUCUCAUGGUUGGUGGAAAAGAGCCUGGUGUACCAGAGAGAGCACUGGACUUGGAACCAGAAGACCCGGGUUUGGGGUGGUGGCUGGUAGGCAGCUGGCUGAAUGACCUGAGGCUGCUGCUACACAUGGGCACACUGAUUUUGUAAGUAUAUAUUGGUACAGCUUGAUGUCUGCACCUCAUCAUUUAGGUUGUAUCUGGAACUCUUAUCCUGCCAGCAUAACUGAUAGGUUCAGUUCUAUAAGGUUGAGAACUUGAUAAAGUCUUUCUUUUAAAGUUGUAAAACCAUAGAUGUACAGAAAGUAAAAAUGAUAGUUCUCCCUCUGACUGCAUUUUCCAGAGAUAACUGGAAAACGUAUUAAAGGUUAAGCCUACAAGGCUUUUUUGGUGUGCCUAA